Molecule: messenger RNA, 648 nt
Organism: Salvelinus namaycush (lake trout)
Lineage: Eukaryota; Metazoa; Chordata; Actinopteri; Salmoniformes; Salmonidae
Product: ladderlectin-like
Exons: 6
Coding region: 1-648 (215 amino acids)
Molecular function (GO): signaling receptor activity
Source: RefSeq, a predicted model, not a curated record
AUGCUCAGCCCCCUCCUAUACUCACUGUUCACCCACGACAGCGUGGCCACGCAAGACUCCAACACCAUCAAGUUUAAUGACGACACAACGGGGGAGACUAUCAACAUGGUGAUGUUGACCAUUCUUCUGCUGGUCAGUGCUGCCUUUGCACUGGGUGAUACCCUAACACUGGACGAAGCAUAUGCUAUGAUGGAAUCUGCAGCAGAUAAAAAAAGCCCCACAGACUGGUUCCAGUUUAAUUCACGCUGCUUCAUGUUUGUUGAGACUGCAAGGACAUGGCCUGAAGCAGAGCGCCACUGUAUGUUCCUUGGAAGAAAACUGACGUCUGUGCAGAACACUGUGAAGUACCUUGAAGCAAACCUGGCGUCUGUGCACAGCUCUGAGGAGUCCCAAUUUCUACAGGCGGUGGUGUUGAUCAAGACUGGCGAUUUCCCUCUGACCUGGAUUGGAGGAUAUGAUGCUGUUCAGGACAGGCUAUGGUUCUGGAGUGACGGAUCUAAAUUUGAUCAUCAGAACUGGGCGAAAGACGAGCCCAAUAACUAUAAGGGUGCCAGAGAGCCAUGUGUUCAGAUGAACUUUGGAGGUACAAUAAACAUGCCUGGAAUGAUGAAUUAUGUGGAAGGAGAUUUCCCUCGGUAUGCUCCAUAA